Messenger RNA from Podarcis lilfordi (Lilford's wall lizard), 15418 nucleotides. The record is from the annotation of a GenBank genome assembly. NCBI's taxonomy places the organism in Eukaryota, Metazoa, Chordata, Lepidosauria, Squamata, Lacertidae.
GCCCGUCUGGCUUGUGGCCGUCUAGCGCGCGCACCCAGCUGCCUUCUCGCGGGCGCCCCACCAUGGGAUGGGCCUGCCCCGCUGCCCGCCCCGUCCCGGUGCCCCGGCCGCUCCCGCCGCCCUCCCGACCAGCAGCAACAUGACUUCCGACGGGCCCUACGACGGGCGCUUCAACUGCACGCCCAUGGCGCUGCUGAGCGCCGCGGCGGCGGGCAGGGAGAAGGGCAACGCCACCAGCCCGGAGGCGUGCGGCUCGGUGUCGGUGGUCUUCGCCCUGACCAUGAUGACCACGGGCCUGGUGGGCAACGGGCUGGCGCUGCUGCUGGUGUACCGCGCCUACCACAAGAAGCAGAACGCGCGCAAAAAGUCCUUCCUGCUCUGCAUCGGCUCCCUGGCCCUGACCGACCUGACCGGGCAGCUCCUCACCAGCCCCAUCGUCAUCGCCGUCUACCGGGCCGGCCGCGACUGGCGGGCGGUGGACCCUUCCCUGCGCCUGUGCACCUUCUUCGGCCUCAGCAUGACCGUCUUCGGGCUGUGCCCGCUCUUCAUCGCCAGCGCCAUGGCCGUCGAGAGGACCUUGGCCAUCCGCGCGCCGCACUGGUACUCGGCCCACAUGAAGACGCGCGUCACCAAGGCCGUCCUGCUCAGCGUCUGGGUGGCCGUGCUGGCCUUCGCCUGCUUGCCCGUCGUGGGCGUCGGGCGCUACGCCCUCCAGUGGCCCGGCACGUGGUGCUUCAUCAGCGCCCGGGAUCAGGGGGGUCCCCACGUGGGCAACGUCAUCUUCGCCUCCACCUUCGCCCUCCUGGGCCUCUUCUCGCUCGCCGUCACCGUGGCCUGCAACUUGGCCACCAUCGUCGCCCUGGUGUGCCGCUGCCGCUCCAAAAACUCCGCGUCUCAGUCCAGGAGGCAGUGGGGCAGAAUCACCAUGGAAACCUUGAUCCAGCUGCUGGGGAUCAUGUGUGUCCUCUUUGCCUGCUGGUCGCCGCUCUUGGUAGGUGGACAACCUGUCUCUUGUGUUUGUGUGUGGCGGACUUCACUGUAGAAUAGCUGGCUACCCACCACCCCCUUGGAAAAUUAGCUGUACAUAAAUACCUUUUUUAAAAAAACUGCUCAGAAUAAAAUAUAUGUGAAUCAUUCCUUUUUUGGACAAAUGUAAAUAAACACUAAACUUCAUAGUUUGCAUUGCCCAUUUGGAGGGUUUGAAUACCUGAACCCAAAAAGAAGUCAUGAGCAAAAAUAAAAAGCAUAGCUUCUGCUUUUAGCCCUCUGAUGAGAACUGCAAAUAACUUCUGCAAAACUUCCUAAGUUUUACCAUAAUGCUAGAAACAGGUAGGUAGCUGUGCUGGUCUGACGCAGUCAAAAUAUAUAAAAAAAUUGUCCAGUAGCACCUUAGAGACCAACUAAGUUUGUUCUUGGUAUAAGCUUUCGUGUGCAUGCACACUUCUUAAGAUCAUAAUGCUAGAAAGUGAGUGAGCAGGAGAGAGGGAGUUGGCAAUGCAAGGGAGCCUAUUAUUGGAUGUUAUGCUAAGCACUUUGUGCAGGUAUAUUAUUUGGAAAACUUAUUUCCUGCCUUCCAGUUUCUUUAGACGUCUUAAAUGUUCUUUGAAGAGUUGUGCACACUCUUGGCUGCGUCAGGCUAGAGUUGAACUAUAGUUUUAAGGAAAGAUGAAAGGGUUGAGAGAGCUUGCUUCCCAUGUCCCUCCUGCCCUCUGCUCAUUUCUUUUGCUGCUCUGGUGCUUCCAGCCCAACAGGUUUUGCAAACAUUUGAAGCAGUGUGAAGAGGUUUUUCACCAGAAGUUAAAGUAGGGUGACUGUACACACCUGAAGCAUCUCUGCUUCUCUCAUAUGGGAAAGUAGGAAGCAAAGCUGCUUUAAACCAGCUGUUCAUCUAGCUCAGUAUUGGUGGGCAGAUCUCCAGGAUCUUUCCCAUCAAGUUGCUACCUGUGCCUUUUUAACUGGAAAUGCCAGGGGUUGAACUCUGCCUUCUGCAUGCGUAACAUGUGUUCUGCCACUGAGCUAAGGACUGUGUUCAGCACUCUGUAAAAACAGCGGCAAUCAUCUUUAUUUUCCUGUUGUCUUUAAAAAGAGGACGAGGCAUAAAAAUUACUGGACUUACUCUAGCCAUUUUAGAAAUGGUUGCAACAUUUUAAGCCACACAAGUAUAAGAAAUGAGAGCUCCAAUUGAUAUUUGAGCACCAGGUUGACUUGUAACCUUUUUAAAUAAAUUGGAGAAUAACUUGGGGAAAUGUGUGGGCACCAGUUGGUGACACAAACCAGUUGCCAUGCUUUUCUGUGAAAGAAAGAAAGGAAACACAUGUUUUAUGUGCCAAAAUACAGCUAUUUCCCUAUGUAAGAUGGGCAGAGCAAUUUAAAAGCUCCAAGGGUGGGAUGGGGAAAGGGGUGGGUUUUACUGAACAUUUCUCCUGUCGCCAUGUCCCACCAAGACACCACAGACCUUCAAUUCAGACUGGUCUUUGGACUUGCUACAUCAUAGCCUUUCGUAAAAAUUGCUGCAAUUGUCAGCUUUAUUGGGGUUUUUGGGUACCUUUCAUCUACUCUGUUUUCGCGGUUCUGAUUGCUCAUUUUACUUUGCAUGCUCUUGCCAUUAAGCUAUGUUGAGCACCAUUCGGUGGAAAGGCAGGCUAUAAACGUGACAAAAAAUAAGCAAGUAGAAGCUGCUUAAUCCUCUUGCUCUUCAUUCUGUCCCCAGCAGGGGUUAUUUUUUGGGUUCUCUCAGCCUCACUAGGAGAAAAACAGCUGAGGCAAACGGGUUUCUUGCUCAUGCAUCAUUUUAAGUUGUGCUCUCUCUUAGAAAUCAGUAGCGAACUUCCUGCUCCUGACAUGUGGGUCUGUCAUAAUCGUGUUUAGUUUGACUGUGCUGUAGUUCUAUAUCAGGCUGAUCUAGCAAAAGGGAUGUUUGAUCUUUGAAGUCUUUUCCUAGGCCCUAUUUAUACAGCUCAGCAAACUUCAUCACUGUUAAGCUAAACAUGUUCCACCCCCAGUUUCACUAGUCCAACGCAAAGAGAGGACCGAAUUUCCUCUGCUUAUGAAACUUCAGAGAAGCUUUUGCCACCCAUGACAGGAGAAAAAGAAAAAUAACUGUUGCGGGAUGUUUAGAUGAGCAGGGAGAACGAAAUGUCCCUCUUGCGAUUCCCUUGCCACUUGCAACUAGUAGUGCGUGUUGCAUUUAGUUUCAUGCAUUUCUUAUGUUUCUGUCCUGCCUUGUCUCUGACAUGGAGUCAUGGUUCUUUCUCCCUUUUAGCUUUAAAAUGCUGCUGUAGCAAAGUAGGUUGGGUGUCAAUGUAAGAAAACAAACAAGUAAAUAGAAAUAAAUGAGGUUAGGGGGAGACCAGGAACCUGUGGCAUCUCAGGUGUUGUUGGACUUCAAUCCCCAGGCAGAAUGGUCAGUGGAUGGAGAUGAUGGGAGCUUAGGCCCGCAGGUUCCCCAUCCCUGGGUUAAGAGAGAGUGCUGGAGCCAAGGUCACCCAGUGAACUGCUUGGGUGAGGCCAUGUUUGCCUUAUUGAAGUCUGGUUUUCUCAAUGCUACAUUACACUGGUUCCCUUUCCUAGAGCGGCUGGAACAAUUCAUUCAAAUGGGUGGGAUAUAAGUAAUAAAUUGUGCACAAAAGCUUAUAGAGAGAGCUGGGCAUGCAUUUUAGGCUGUAAUAAAGAGCAAUGGUGAGUAUAUCAUCACUGGUCUGUAAUUGAGAGCAGUGAUGAGCUACCCAAAACACUGCUCUUGCAUAAGCCUCCCAGACAAGCGGCACUUGCAGCAACCAGAUGUUUGUCAAGGAAGAGAAUGGUAGGGAGUGGCUAAAUCCAGGCCCUUCGUUUCCCUUCCUGAGCAGACCAAUUGUGAAUAUCCAGCAAGGCUACAUAUGCACAGCCCUGAGAGGUAUUCUUAUAUGCGCCUGCUUCCAGGACGCUAGCUGAUUGUGGGGAUAGUUUGCCUUUGCCCAAUUGCUCAUCUGAGGUGAUAAAGGAUUCCUCAGGAUUUACCAAGGAUUUCCUGGGCAGGGAAGAUCUUGUGGUUACUGCAUUGGGAGGGAAGCUUGCAAAAAGGUUAGAAUUUUGCUGAGGAUAGAGAAUAGAUUAUACCUUUGGGCACCUGUGAAGUGGGACUGAAUGAAUCAAGAGCUUGUGGCUGGCAUGUUAAAUACAUCAGUGCAUUUAACAGGAAACAGCAUCAGCUAAAGAGGGGCUGAUAAUUGUGCGAUGGAGGAUUUAACACUUUCUUCCCCUACUGCAGUCCCAAGGAAAAACCCUCUUCUAAAAUAAGCUGUUUGCAUUAGAAGCAAACUCCCAAUUUGAGAGGGAGAGAUUUUCAUCAAGACCACAGCAGAUAAGGAGAGGGCUUAGUUUUCCACCCACAUUCAGAUUCACACCCCUGCCCCCAUACCAAACAGAUUCUAUUUACAUAGUUUUAAAAGCAACCUCCAGCAAGUUAAAUGGAGAGAGUGAGCAUUUAAACUUCCAUCUAGAGUGGCCUUCAGAGAUUCCUGGGUGAAUGAGUACUUUGUAAAGUGAGGUCAGAUACAAAUGAGGUGUAGAAGGUAUAAAUGUCAACAGUAACCCAUUCACAAAGAAUGUGUAAGUAAAUAACCCAGGAAGCCUCAUGUGGAUGAGAUCAUUACAUUUUGAAAUGCAUUUACAUGGAUAUAAAAAGACAUUUAACAACCAGAAUUUCCCUCUCAAUCAGGACAUGGAGUGACUGUUUCUCCAGCCCUUGGGCCCUAAAAUGUUGGUGACCCCUAGGCUACAGUGCUGUGCUUCUUUCUCCUCCAGCUAACACGAUCAUACGAUGGCCCAGUUUGCCAUCUGCUGAAUCAAGUGUAACUUCAUAGACUGGUAAACAGAAAUAGCUAAAGUAUUGGCUCACUUGUCCUUGACUCAAUUAUAGUUCUAAGUAUCAGGUGCUGUAGGGAUGCAGGUGGCGCUCAGUGCCUAGGACUUGCCGAUCGCAUGGUCGGCAGUUCGAAUCCCCGCGGCGGGGUGAGCUCCCGUCGUUCGGUCCCAGCUCCUGCCCACCUAGCAGUUCGAAAGCACCCUUAAGUGCAAGUAGAUAAAUAGGUACCGCUUACCUAGCGGGAAGGUAAACGGCGUUUCCGUGUGCUGCUCUGGUGCUGGCUCGCCAGAGCAGCUUCGUCACGCUGGCCACGUGACCCGGAAGUGUCUCUGGACAGCGCUGGCCCCUGGCCUCUUAAGUGAGAUGGGCGCACAACCCUAGAGUCGGACACGACUGGCCUGUACGGGCAGGGGUACCUUUACCUUUACCUUUACCUGCUGUGGUUUUACGCAGUUAAAAUUAUGUCUUCACCCAUCACAGGGAGGACCAGAAAUUGCAAUAGAUGUUUGUUAAUCUUUUGGAAGAGGUAGUUGUUUAGAGAACAUGUCUUUAUUUUCAGUAUGGGGGGGGAUGAAAAGGUGCUCUAAGAUAAUUAACAUGCUUAUUUUAAAUUAAAAAAUGAGUUUCAGAAAAUGAAUACUAGUGAAUCAUGAUGAAUGAUGACAAUUAAUUUAAAAGAGAUCUGACCUCCCUUACGUAUAAUAAUAGAUCAAAAUGUCAUGUUACUGAUUAAUAUUUUCAAAAUAUUAUUUUAAAUGUUUAGCAAAUGUCCAAGCAUGCAAUCUAUUUUGUUUUGUCAAUAUUACCUGUACAGUAGAUACAGCAUAAGGUUGGAACAAAUCUAGUCUAAAAACUGUCUGAAGUCCACAGCUUGGUUGGGAAACAUUGAUUUAUCUUGUCCUGUAUGUGGUCUAUAAGAUCUGAUCAUUUGGUUUAUUUCACAGAAAAGGAAACUGAAUCAAAUUGCUAAGGCUAUCUUAACCUUAUCUUAGUGGCUGGGGAAACUCAGCCAGAUGAGCGGGGUAUAAAUAAUAAAAAAUUAUUAUUAUUAUUAUUAUUAUUAUUAUUAUUAUUAUUAUUAUCAUCAUCAUCUUCUAUGGAAUAACAAAAAGACAGUAAUCUCUACAUAUGAGUAAGAAAAAUGAGUUUGUACAAUUAGCUCAGUGGCCCACCCUGUACAGUGAACUCCCUGCGAUAGUAGAUGAGAAUAGAUUGUCAUCUAUAUAAUUUUUUUGUAUAAACUUUCGUGUACAAAAUGCCAAAUAGAUGUGGAAUGGAUAAUAAUAAUAAAAAAAUCAUUCCCCACUAUUGUUUUCCUGGACGUGAGAAUUCCAACAUCAUGUAGCACCAAGAAAGCAUCAGAACAGGCGCAUCUCUCUCUCUCAACAUAAGCUCUGGGAACCAUAGGAAGCUUAUACUGAGUCAAACCAUUGGUCCACCUAGCUGAGGAUUUUCUACAUUGAUUAGUGGGGGCUCUCAUUGGUAAUCUCCUAGCACUAUGUGGAGAUGCCAGGGAUUGAAUUUACGACCUUCAGAAUGCAAAGUGGAUGCUGUACUACUGAGCUAUGUCUUCCAACCCUUCCAACUCUACAAUUCUAUGAUUUUGAGAUGCUGUGUCCUUGGACUUUAGUGAGAAUGUGUCAAAUAUAUCUCGCCAUGGCCUUGCCAUGCAAGCAGGGUGAAAUCACCAAAGCCAGGGGAAGAAGGGGUAUAAUUAGGGAAUGUAGGAACUGGUGUCUGAACUAUGCAGCAAGGCAUUUUGAAGUGUGGGGAAUGUUAUUUUGCUUGUCCCUAGCUAGCAACAGGGGGUUUCCUAUGAGGUUCAGGGCUCUAGGCCUACAGCUUUAGAUCUUUUAAUUUUGCUGUAAUUAUUUUCUUCCAUUCUGGAAAUUGCUUUACACCAUGGGUAGGCAAACUAAGGCCCGGGGGCCAGAUCUGGCCCGUGGACGGUCCGGGAAUCAGUGUGUUUUUACAUGGGUAGAAUGUGUGCUUUUAUUUAAAAUGCAUCUCUGGGUUAUUUUGGGGGCCUGGACGGUGUUUUUACAUGAGUAGAAUGUGUGCUUUCAUUUAAAAUGCAUCUCUGGGUUAUUUGUGAGGCAUAGGAAUUUCUUCAUUUUUUUUCUUCAGAAUAUAGUCCAGCCCCCCACAAGGUCUGAAGGACAGUGGACCGGCCCCCUGCUGAAAAAGUUUGCUGACCCCUGCUUUACACACACUUCAGUGAAUUCGCAGCUCUGAGGGAGUUAUGCAAACAGAUGCAAUGUGGAUAAACCCCCUCAUUUUUAAUUACCCUUUGUUCAUUGCUCAUAAUUGCUGUUCACUGGGCCUUUGUGUUAACAGUUGCUUUCUGUGCUUGUCACAACCACACUCAGCCAACAGCUGGAUGAAAGCUCUUCAAGGUGAAUAUCAACAAGACAACAAAAGAGAGAGAGAGAGAAAGCUCUUUUUCUGAUAGUGUGACAAAAGCUACCCAGGUGUCUCAUGAGUGGAAAUUCACAUAACAAUUUGAACUUAGCACAGUAGCAAAUGACACACUCCUGCCUGUUUCUCUAGUGCCUUCAGGCUCUAGAAUAGAAACAACCAUUUUCUAUUUCCUAUAUUUCUUUUCCUACAAAACCAUUUUUAAUGCCCAAUCAAACCUGAAUCUAAUGUGUUCACAUACUGAAAAACCAUGAUUCCUGAAAGCUUUUGCCAAACCCAACCCAGAGGAAUAAAUGGGAGUUAUUGCCACAUAAUGGGGUGCAACAUGAGAUGAAAGGAGGGAGACUAGGGAAAUGGAAACCAAAGUACAGUGGUACCUUGGUUUACAAACUUAAUCCAUUUUGGAAGUCCGUUCUUAAACCAAAACCGUUCUUAAACCGAGUCGCACUUUCCCUAAUGAGGCCUCCCUCCGCUGGUGCCCUUCCAGUGUUCGGAUUCCAUUCUUAGACCGAGGUAAAGUUCUGAAACCAAGACACUAUUUCCGGUUUGGCAGAGUUUGUAAACCAAAUCAUUCUUAAACUGAGGUACCACUGUACCAUUAACUGUAGUACUGAAAUUAUUGGGGAAGAGAUUAAAAUUCCUUUUGUUUCGAUGGGGUGUAAAAUUUCCAGAGAGCCUAAGUGUCCAGUCUAGAGAAAUCUAAGACUAACAUGGGGCAGGGUUUGUGUGACUUGUUGCUUUAUGUCUGUGCCAGGAUAGGACUCCACUCUGUUUCUAAACACAGGAGUCCACUCGUGACUGUUGCUUUUGCAUAGCUGCUUCUCAGAUCCGUACAAGGCCCAGUUGUGUUACUCCAGUUCCAUUGAACAGUCUUGAGAAAGGCAACGUGUUGGGGCUUGCGCUUAAGGAAGAUUUUAAGAUUUCCUACCCCUGAAUCCUGUGGCGUAGGAAGGUGUGUGUGGUGGGUGUGGUCCGCCCGGGUGUCAUCACUGAGGGGGGUGACAAAAUGGCAAAAAUAUGUGUUUUUGAAAAAAUAACUCCCGUACCCAUCGCACGCCCCUUCCUACGCAACUGCAGGACCACUCUCCCCUUGAGUGAUUUCGGGAAACCAGAAGUUUGCUGCCUCCAACUUUGCAGGCAGAGCACAGCCUUUUCGGCUAGUAGACUUCAACAGCUCUCCUCCUUCAAGCAGUGUGGGGCUUGCGUCUGCCCACCGCCUCAGCCACCCUACAGCUGAGAGGGAUGCUGCAGAGAAGGUCCACGCAGCGCGCCCUGCCUUGGCUCGCUUUGCCCUCGGCUGCACCGCCCCGGGCAUCUGAGUGGCUAGCUACACCGCUGCCUAGCUACACGUCCUAGCCAAAUUAUGUCACCCAUAGCUUUCUGAAAGCAAUAGCCAAGGAAGCCAUCAUAGAAGGUAAAGUGCCCCCUCUAAAUUGAGCACUGGUAAAAUAUAGGAAGGGACGCAGAUGGCGCUGUGGUCUAAACCACAGAGCCUAGGACUUGCUGAUCAGAAGGUCGGCGGUUCGAAUCCCCGCGACGGGGUGAGCUCCCGUUGUUCGGUCCCAGCUCCUGCCCACCAAGCAGUUUGAAAGUACGUCAAAGAGCAAGUAGAUAAAUAGGUACCGCUCUGGCGGGAAGGUAAACUGCGGUUCCGUGAGCUGCUCUGGUUCGCCAGAAGCGGCUUAGUCAUGCUGGCCACAUGACCCAGAAGCUGCCUGAGGACAAACGGCGGCUCCCUCGGCCUAUAGAGUGAGAUGAGCACACAACCCCAGAGUUGUCAGCAACUGGACCUAAUGGUCAGGGGUACCUUUACCUUUUUAAAAUAUAGGAAAGAGAGAGCUUCCUUUAAACUGGAACGAGCAUAUACUCAUGCUUCACUUGUGGUAGUCGCUGCUUGAACCGCAUGAUCCACAUGAUGAGCAAGCUGCCAUAACUGCCUUUUUGCCACCUUGACACAUAUUCAUAUGCAGCCCUUCUGGUUAUUUCCCUGCACUUACUCUUCCCACCCCUUUCCAAAUGACACUGAUUCAACCUGAGAUUUUUUGCACCACAUGCACCAGUUUUAUAAUGUGUAAAAAAUAAAUAAAUACCUGUCUUCUUUGAAUUUUAAAGGGGGAGGUACUCUGUGAUUGAACAGAAGCUUUCCUUCUCUCAGAGUAGACUGAAUUCAUUCACCUGACCUGAUCACUGCUUGGUCACAGAAUUCCAAUAAGCAUCUAAAGGGAGGAGAAGGACUUUGUACCUUUCCUGGAUUCAGCUCAGGAAUACCAACAUGCACGUGGACCUAAAAGAUUCAUUCGAUUAAGCCACCCCAGUUAUAAUAAAUUUACUCGGCCUCAGUCUCUCUUCCUGCCUCUUGCCCCUAAGCUCAAUUUACUAAAAAUAAUAAGACAUUAAUAAGUCUGUUGCUAUUCCCAAGUGCAUCUAAUAUCAACAUUAUCUCUUGCUAUGUUUAUUUCCUUUCCCCUUGCUGCAUUUUCUGUUAAUCUAAGAUGUACAUUGUUGGCGCAUUUAGAAAUGGUCUGUCUCUGACUUAUCUACUGUAUGUUAACUAUGUUAUGCAGAACAUAAAAGAAGUGGUACUAGUCUGCUCAAAACUCAGAAGCAACAUACAGUGAUUUUAAAGGUUUUGAGUUUUUAUACUACACAGUGGUCAAAUUUUUACAUUCCUGAGAUGUAUAAAUCAUUUUGCCUUUUGGAAAUGGAACACAGGAAUUCUGAUCAAUCAUUGAACCUUCUUCAGAAUGGAGGUGAUGCAUUUUUUAAAAGAUGCUUUUUUUCAGAAAAUGGUGUGCGUAUGUGCUCUAAUUAAAUGCAUCUCAUACAUACAGGCACACGAGACACACAUAUUAAAAAGAACAUGCUUUCUGGUGGUUUUAUUUAGACAGAACAAUAUUAAUAUUGCCUCUAUAUAUAAGCAAGAGAUUGAGCAGAGUGAAAAAGCUGUAUGCAUUUGCAGUAGAAAGCCAUAUAAGUUGCAUUGCCUGCAGAGAGGCAAUGGCCAGCGGCAGCAUUUUUAAAUUUCAUCUUGAGUCUCAGCCAGGCGCCAAAUACCACUACAGUGGUACCUUGGGUUACAGACGCUUCAGGUUACUGACGCUUCAGGUUACAUAUGCUUCAGGUUACAGACUCCGCUAACCCAGAAAUAGUACUUCGGGUUAAGAACUUUGCUUCAGGAUGAGAAAAGAAAUUGUGCUCCUGGCGGCACGGCGGCAGCAGGAGGCCCCAUUAGCUAAAGUGGUGCUUCAGGUUAAGAACAGUUUCAGGUUAAGAACGGACCUCCAGAAUGAAUUAAGUUCUUAACCCGAGGUACCACUGUACUGUGCUUUUGGAAGUGUUCGCAAUCAGGGAUUUCUUAGUCACAAAAUGCACCUAGCGCCCUGCUAAUUUCGAACACUGCUUGGAGGCAGCAAUGGAAACCACAGGAGAAGAGAGUGGUUUUGAGCACAGCUCCUGCUUGCAGGUUUCCCGCAGGCUUGCCAUAUGUCAGGAAAGCUCCUGACAUGUCCUGGUUUUCGGGUGUAAAAAUGGUGGUGAGGGGCAACCCAGUAUGCAUGGUAACGCGAUGGAAAAAACAGCAGAAAUUAUUAUUAGUAGUAGUAGUAGUAGUAGUAAUAAUAAUUAAUUAUACCCUGCCUAUCUGGGUGGCUUCCAACAGAUUAAAAAUCAUUAAAACAUCAGUCAUUCAAAAGCUUCCCUAAACAGGGCUGCCUUCAGAUGCCUUCUAAACGUCAGAUAGUUGUUUAUUCCUUUGACAUCUGAUGGGAGGGCAUUCCACAGGGUGGGAGCCACUACAGAGAAGGCCCUCCAAAAAGUUGGAGAAACAACUCCAAAAGCUUAAAAAUCACUAUUUGGGGGGGGGAGGUACCCCCACCCAAAGCUCAAAAAUUUGGGUUUGUUCUCAAAAAAAGCUAAACAAUUUUGGUGGGUUUAUAAGCUCAGCAACUUUGCGGGUGUCGGGAAUUAUGGCAAGCCUCCUGUUUGGCCACUGUGAGAAUAUGAUGCUGGACUAGAUAGAGUCAUUGGCUUGGUCCAGCAGGCUCUUCUUAUGUUCUUAGGAUAUUCUGGCAGUGUGGCAGUACUGCUUCCUUGCCUGCUACCAGGGUAAAUGGUAGCUGUGCUAGCAACAUUACAUGCAGUUAACUCUGGAUCCAACCCUCUGUUUUCAUAACAAAAGUUGUGCAGCCUUCCCAGCAUUGUGGGCUGGCUGUGAAAUUUGCCUUCUGCUUAAUCAUGGUUCAUAUUGUUAUGUACUGAAGUUCUCACCCUGGGCCAGCAGAGGGAUACUGUAGAUAGUUUUCACUCAGGUCCACAUAUGCAAAUAAGGGAUUGAAAGUGAUGUUCAGUGAUUGGAUAGUUACAGAAAGUGGUUACUGUUGCGUUGUAGUGGAGCUCUAUAUAAGCAGGCUGGCUGAACCCUUCAGUUCAGUUCUGUUCUGGCCUGUGAAUAAACAAGAGCUGUUUGAAGAAUCGCUGUGUUGUCUGAUAUGUUCACCUACAACUUAACUCAUAUAGAGCAUCCUCCCCCUCUUCAGACCUUCCUCCGAUGGGUUCGCACUGGGACGGGGGCCAGCGGGGUCAUGGCGGUGGGCACAGCCCUGCUCUCCCCCUCCAUGCGGUGUGAAUAAUGUGCAGCAGAACAGCCAAAUAAUGUGGGUGAUAUCAGCCGAGUCUCUAAAGAGCCCUUUUAAUAAAAGUACCAUUCAGAAUUUUCAGCCCAAAUGCUUUCUUUUGUGCAGAAUGGCCAAGCCAAUUAGUGAACCCAGGCAAUAUAAUUGAUUUUCCUUUAUGUUCAUUAAAAUGCUAAUUCGGUUUUCAUUAUUGCCAUUGUAAAAUAUACUGCGUUUGGGGCAUAGUAAAUGAACAACAGGUGCACUUUAGAAUACUCCACAUGGGCUUUUGGAUUAAUUUCUUACUAUUUAAGUAUGGGAAAUAUUUUGCCAGAGAACCCGGUGGACCUUAAAAUGGGUGAAACUGAUCAAGUACCUUUUAAAAGGCACUAAAAUAUAUGGCAGCUGUGUUUUUAUAGGCAGAGCUUAGUGAAGGGAAAAUAGAAGAAAGAAUGCCAACUAAUCCAUGGAAAAAUAAAUACCUCUUUGCCUUUCAUCAGAAGGUACCCCAUGUUUGUCUGUGUUGUAUAAAAUAAGAGUUGGAUUGCAGAGUUGUUGUAAAUGCUGAUAACAUUUUAUGGUUAUUACAUGAGGGAAAUGGACUUACAACAUAGGCACAGAAUGGUGCUUUCGUUCCUCCUUCUGUCCCUUAUUAAUUUGGAAGUGAUGGAAAAUUCCAGGGGUUAUGUCCAAGGUUAGUCCUACUCAAAGUAGACCCAUUGAAACUGAUGGGCCUGGGCAACUUUGGGCCCAUUAAUUUCAUUGGUUCUGCUCCGAGUAAAACUUAUUGGAUACAAUCCCAGAUAUACAACAUAGUUGUUGCUCAUUAAUUGAGCUUGACUUCAAGGAUAGAACUGCCAGCAGCUCACCAAACCGCCCCCCCCCCGAGGAAGUCUUGUUUUGAUUCAUGCUAGAGUGUUUGUUGAAGGGAGUGUGAUAGAGGAAUGGCGUGCACACUCAGUCCAUGACUCAUCAUACCUUAUACCCUUAUAUCUCAGCUCAAUCACUGCCAUCAUCUACAGGUCAUCUCCCAAGUUGGUGAUGUGAACUUAGUGUCAUCAGCUCAGUCCUAUGGAAUGCUCUUCUAAUAUAGACUCAGUAGGCACCUUCUGUUUUGACCUGUGAACACCUGCUGAAAAAAUUUCUGUACUUUCAAGCUUAUGCAGGCAAUUAAGAAUACAUAUUUCACUGGGGGCAGGGGAUGAUCCCAGAUUUUUAAUUUCCCCAUUUUUUAUUGUAUAUGUGUAUGACUGUUAUAAACUGCUUUGAUUUUUGUUUGUUUGUUUAAUGAAUACUGGUAUACAAAUAUUCUUAUAAAUGCAAAAUGGCUGCCUUACGUUUACAGGUUUUGCAGUGCUGAAAAAAACCUGCAAAAACUUCAAACAGAGAGAGCUGAGCGUCCAACUGAGAGGACAAUAGGACAAAAGAGAUGCGUGCCUCUAUCACAGCAAUGCCUCUAUCACAGCUCCCUCAACUCUUUUAAAAAACAUGGUCUACCUCAAGCCUUAGAAAUUGUGAGGUGAACUCUUAUCUUCCUUUGGGAGACAUAAAUCAAAUUAAAUGGCCCAGGUCACAUUUUGGCAUCCAUAAAUGCAGCCUUCUGGAAUGAGGAUUGGCAUGUAAGAACUAAUUGAAGCAGGUAGUGCUACGGUCUCAUGACUAUCUUUGAUCUGAUAGGCUGCAGUGGUUUCAGGGAAUGCCGUCAAGUGGACUAUUGUUCCAUGUCAAAGAAUGUCUUUAAAUCAUUGACUCUGUCUCUACUGCACUCAUUUCCCCUCUUGUUCCCUUAGAUUAUGAUGCUGAAAGUGACGUUCAACCACACCUCUAUGGAUCAUUGCAGAGAAUCCUGCAACUCCACCCGAAGCACAGAACUGCAGACAGAAUGCAAUUUCUUCUUGACCGCUAUCCGCUUGGCCUCACUGAAUCAGAUCUUGGACCCCUGGGUUUACCUGCUGCUUAGGAAGAUCCUCCUGCGGAAGUUUUGCCAGUUGGCAAGUGCCAUCUCCUGCCGCUCCCAGGAGGGAUGGAAAGGGCGGCACAUCAUGUUGUCAGACAAAAUCAGGCGCACACCAUGAAGCAGGUUGCAUGCCAACAACUUACUUUGCACCGCCACCUUACUGUGAAUAGGGGCAUCCAAGUUCUGUCCGUUUCCCUCUGUAACUGAAUUGCAAGGACAUAAUAUAUUCCAUGGACUAGUAUUUUCAGUGUCUGCCAGAAAUUGUUAACUUAUAUAACUAAGAAACCUGCCUGUCUUUUGAAAUCCAUAGCUAAGAGUGCAGCUUUUUGUGUACGUCCAAAGACAUCGCAGGGAUUUUUCCUACUGCAUGGGAGAAGAACCUGCCAUUUAAAAAUCGGAACUUUGACUGUAUAUUCAGUGGCAAUUAAGUUAUUGAAGACUAAACAUUUGUUUGACUCUAAAAUUAUUGUCAGAAAUUUUAUUUGUUUCCGGUCUUCUUUUUGACUUACCGAUUUAACCGAAAAGGAUAAUCCUUUUUCAUGCUGAUUCCAGAAGUGAGGGAUAGGGUGGGAGUUAAGGAAUCAAAAAUGCUAUGGUGUGGGUGUUAAUGGCUUCUGUCCUUUCCUUAAAGUUGGGAAAGUAGCAAGAGGCGUGUCAAAUGCAUGGAGUCACCACACUAAUUAUUCAUUUUCAAUAAACACUAAAGGUCUUUUUCAAAUGAUAGUUUGUUACCUGUUGUAUAUUUUCACUUGUUUAUGCAAGUUGCCCUUGUUAUUUGCUGCUGCAGAGAAUCCAUGUGUCUACUCUCAGUGAAGAAUUUAUGUUCUGGAGAAAGCACCUUGUCUUAAUAUUCAAACUACAGCAUUUUGCCUCUGAAAAAAAUUGUUGCUUCUAUAUUAGGAUUCUUGGCCCUGGAAAGGCAGUGCUUUUCUUCAAUCUAUUAGAAGCAGAAAUAAAAUAGCAGUUCCACAAGGCACUUAAUAUAAUUCUAUAUUAUACAGUUAAUUACCCCCUUUUCAGAUUAUCAUAAAUACUCUGUUAUACCUCUUCUAAGUAAUAGUUAAGAUUAUGAUGAUGUAUUAGAUUUAUACCUCACACCUUCCUCCAAAGGAGCCCAGGGUUUACUUCUGCGUAAACAUAAUAGAAAAAUCUCCUGUUCAGGAAAGACCACCUGCAACUUUAAUUAGAAGAUUCCUCCUUGCAGCUUCUACCUCUAACGGCCUCCUGUUCAGUGUAUUUCUAGCUUCAUUUCUGACUUUUGAUGAAAGGCCUUGUAUCUAGCUGGUCCGUCUCUCAACUACUUUUCUUGUAAAAGAGAGAAAUGAGUGGAAACUGCUCUCUGCACUCUCAUGUUAACUCUGUGUUGAAAAUAAUCUGCUCAGUGUGAAGUAAGUAUCAUGGGAAUGUCAAACAUGGGCAGUUUGUUUUAUUUUAUUCAGGUAUUUUUUGGUAUUAUUUUAAAGUCACAUUAGCACGAAUCUUUAAAAUUGCUUUAGCAAUGUUCUCUCCCAUUUUAUACGUGUUUGAGCUGCUUCAUCUACCAUGAGGGGAGAUAGUCUUCCUGAAAAUAAAUUGCUUUUAAAUAGU